Molecule: messenger RNA, 2016 nt
Organism: Budorcas taxicolor (takin)
Lineage: Eukaryota; Metazoa; Chordata; Mammalia; Artiodactyla; Bovidae
Gene: TMEM87B
Product: transmembrane protein 87B
Exons: 19
Coding region: 1-1668 (555 amino acids)
Biological process (GO): retrograde transport, endosome to Golgi
Cellular component (GO): membrane; Golgi apparatus
Source: RefSeq, a predicted model, not a curated record
AUGGCUGCCGCCUGCCGCGACGGGGUCUGGCUCCCGGCCCGCCGCCGCCUUCCUGCCGGGCGCCCGCUGCUGCGCUUCGCCCUGUGCCUCCUGUGCUGCGGCCCGGCGGCUGUGGGCGCCGUCCCCGAGGUCGGGCUCUGGACCGCGACGAUCAGUGACAAAUCAGGACCUUUGAUAUUUAGGAAAACUAUGUUUAACUCUACUGAGAUCAAGUUUUCUGUUAAGUCAUUCAGUUGUCCCAGGCCUGUGAAGUUUACCAUAGAGUGGCAUUUGGAGCAUCAUACCUGUCACAAUGAAUAUUCUGAGUUGGAAGAGCUGUCACAGAAACAUGAACUUCAGGUCACUGAAAACUUUUGUGGCCAUUAUUUCAAGAACAGUGAAUGUUGGACAACAAAAAAUGAAAAUGUAGAGUGCAGCGGUGAUUUACAGGUGUUUCCCCCACUGAAUAAUAAACAACUAAUAUCAAAUACCGGAAAUGUCUCAAACCAGGAAGGAUCAACAGAUGUUGUAGCGAAAACACAAAGAGAUGGGUUUCAUAUCUUUAUUGUUUCUGUUAAAACAGAAAAAACAGAUGCAAGCUGGAAUUUGAACGUUUCUCUUUCUAUGUUGGGACCUUAUGGAUAUAUCUCUGCGUCAGAUUGGCCUCUAAUGAUUUUCUACAUGGCGAUGUGUAUAGUUUAUAUCCUAUAUGGUGUGCUGUGGCUGGUGUGGUCCGCCUGUUACUGGAAAGAUAUAUUAAGAAUCCAGUUCUGGAUUGCAGCUGUUAUCUUCCUGGGAAUGCUUGAAAAAGCAGUUUUUUAUGCUGAAUACCAAAACAUCAACAGCACUGGGCUAUCAACCCAGGGGUUACUGAUAUUUGCGGAGUUGAUAUCUGCGAUUAAGAGGACUCUGGCUCGCCUCCUGGUGAUCAUCGUGAGCUUGGGAUACGGCAUCGUAAAGCCUCGUCUAGGAACCGUCAUGCACCGGGUCAUUGGAUUGGGGGUUCUUUAUUUUAUCUUUGCGGCUAUUGAAGGCGUGAUGAGAGUCAUUGGGGGUUCUAACCAUUUAGCUGUUGUCCUUGGUGACAUUAUUUUAGCACUUAUUGACUCCAUUUUUGUAUGGUUCAUUUUUAUAAGUUUGGCACAAACUAUGAAGACUCUCAGGCUAAGAAAGAACACAGUAAAAUUUUCUUUAUACAGGCACUUUACAAAUACCCUGAUCUUUGCCAUACUGGCAUCUGUAGUGUUUAUGGUGUGGACAACUAAGACAUUUAGGUUUGCAAAAUGUCAAUCAGAUUGGAUGGAGCGCUGGGUUGAUGAUGCAUUUUGGAGCUUCCUUUUCUCACUUAUUCUUAUUGUAAUAAUGUUUUUGUGGAGACCAUCAGCAAAUAAUCAGAGAUAUGCCUUCAUGCCUUUAAUAGAUGAUUCUGAUGAUGAAAUUGAAGAAUUCAUGGUGACAUCUGAACAUUUAACUGAAGGAAUAAAAUUAAGAGCCUCAAAAACAGUUUCCAAUGGAACAGCUAAACCUGCUACUUCUGAUAAUUUUGGUGAAGAUUUGAAGUGGGUGGAGGAAAAUAUUCCUUCUUCAUUCACAGAUGUAGCUCUUCCAGUGUUAGUGGAUUCAGAUGAGGAAAUUAUGACCAGAUCUGAAAUGGCAGAAAAAAUGUUCUCUUCCGAAAAAAUAAUGUGAUGGAACCCAAUAAUGAUGAAGGACUUCCUCAAGACUAAAAGAGAACUUCGUUUUGAUAAAGUGCAACAAGUUUUUAUUGCGUCAUCUUGGAAAUCUAUGUGUGAAAAUUAAGAAUUUAGAUGGUAGGAGGUUUCUGUAACCCUUUUUAAACUGACCCCUGAGUGCCAGUUUCAUGUCCAUUACAUUGCCUAAUUGGCAAUGAUCUGAGAGAAGUAUUAUAAUAGAGAUAGGUUCCCAGCUACCCUUAGCUGACGGGUGGCAGACAUGUGGAUUUGGGCAUGUGGGUUCUCUCUCUUUUUUUUUUUCUUUCUGAAAAAUACGACAAUUUUUUUUUUUAAUACGACAAUU